CGGCCGGGAGGCUCGGGGCAGCCCCGCGGUGCCGACCAUGGAGCCGCCGCCGCCGCCGCAGCCGCCUCAGGAGCAGCCGCCGCGCCCUCGGUCCCACACGGUGACCACCACCAGCAGCUCCUUCACCGCCAACCUGUCCGCCAGCUCCAGCACCCUCGCCUACGACAGGGAGUUCCUGCGUACCCUGCCCGGGCUCCUCAUGGUGGCCGAGAUCGUAUUAGGGCUGCUGGUGUGGACGCUGAUUGCUGGAACAGAAUAUUUUUUAUAUCCAGCCUUUGGCUGGGUGAUGUUUGUGGCUGUGUUUUACUGGGUUCUCACUGUCUUCUUUCUGAUCAUCUACAUGACCAUGACCUACACCAGGAUCCCACAGGUGCCAUGGACCACAGUGGGUCUGUGUUUUAAUGGGAGUGCCUUCAUUUUGUACCUUAUUGCUGCCAUUGUAGAUGCAUCUUCAGUUACCAAAGAACUGGACAGUCACAAUUACAACAGUUGGGCAACUUCUUCAUUCUUUGCCUUCGUGGUUACCUCCUGCUAUGCUGGAAAUACGUAUUUUAGCUUUAUAUCUUGGCAAUCAAGAACUUUGCAGUAAAUAUUUUGUUAAAGUGAAUUCUAUAGUAUGAACUACCUUGAGGAUUAUACUCUUGAUGAAAGCUUGGAAGAGGGAUCGGAUCUUUUCAAACGUGUCUGUUAGAACUGGCAAUAUAUUUUAACUGAGAUUAAAAUGGGUAUUUAUAAUACAAUAUCAUAUUUAGUGACACCUAACAUUGACUUUGUACUGUAUAAUAAAAUUUUAUACUGCUUCUUUUAAAAUUAACAUGGUAUUUUUCUAGACAUUGUGUAGAUCUUAUGACUAAACCUUUAAUAAACUUUGCUGAAAUGAUGUGCCAAUUUUGUAAAUGUAACUUCUUAAAUGUGACAGUUGUAUUUUGAUACUGAAUGCUACGAAUCAAAACUAAGAUUGAUAUUGUCUAGUUAUUAUGAAUAAAAAGUGACAUUGUGCAGAAGAAAAACCCUAAAAGCUUUAAAAAUAAAUAAAUAAUUGACCCAACUUUGCAUGUUUUGUAACCUGGGAGUACAGGUUUGCUUUUUUAUCUCUUUUUCGGAGGAAAGUAUAUGCUACUUAGAAUUUUGAUGGUGCUGUCAGUUUACAUAUUUUAAUAGCCUCUUUUAGUCAUGAGAUUGGUUCUGGAACCUAUUAAUGUAUGUCUGAAGCUUGCUUGAAGGAGUGGUGCGUCUGAAACACAUUAUCUUAACAGGUUUCUCAAAUCCAGCAGGCUCCAAGGCAUAAGUCUAGACAACAGGCCUGUAAUGCUCAGUGUUUAACCUACAGAACACCUACUAAAGGUAUAAUUUUUGUUUCUCUGAGAACUGUUUCUUUUUUCAUUCUCUCUUUUUUCUUUUUUUUUCUCCUCAGAUUAGGCCAGUAAUCUGUCCUAAAUAAAAUCUGGGUAUCAAAAUCUUAUUAAAUGAUACAAAGAUUAAGUCCAUAGAAGAAUUGUCAAGACACUAGUGAAUUUUCUCCCUCCUUCCCUCUUUAUUGGCAUCAUUUGUGUUGUUAGUUUAACAAAUGAAGUUUUUAAUUUGACUCACAUUUAAAUAACUUUGAGUCAAACAGAAGUAUGAUGGAAGAUUAUGACUUUCAAGACAAAUACCUUUGAAAAUGACUUUCAAAUAGAAAUUACCUAAGGAAUGUUUUCCAGGAAUUAUGUGAAGAGUAAGAUUGUGAUUAUUUUGUGAUAUUAUUUCAAGUUUCAUUUAAAACUACUGAUAAAUCCCUUAUUCCUGCAUUAAGAGGAUUUGGCCUCUUCCAGUCUUCAAAGACAUUGUUGAACUAAUGUAUUUGGUAGUAGAGAAAUCUUGCUGCUUCAAAGAAGCAUUUCUCCCUGUGAGUAAAUGGUGUGUGCUUACUUACGUGCAUGUCCUGCAGCUAGGGAGAUUUAUCAGCAGCCAGCUAAUUCUAUUCUCAAUCCCCUUGGUUUGUUCUUGAUUAUC
Cygnus olor (mute swan) is the source of this 1992-nucleotide messenger RNA. It is a transcript of the gene CMTM8, whose product is annotated as CKLF like MARVEL transmembrane domain containing 8. The transcript has 4 exons. Gene Ontology annotation, biological process: myelination. Gene Ontology annotation, cellular component: membrane. NCBI's taxonomy places the organism in Eukaryota, Metazoa, Chordata, Aves, Anseriformes, Anatidae. The record is from RefSeq and is a predicted model, not a curated record. The coding region runs from base 38 to 589 and encodes 183 amino acids. Gene Ontology annotation, molecular function: structural constituent of myelin sheath.